This is a messenger RNA of Cotesia glomerata, 4145 nucleotides long. Its product is annotated as serine/threonine-protein kinase pakF-like. The record is from RefSeq and is a predicted model, not a curated record. Bases 1467 to 3734 code for a protein of 755 amino acids. The transcript has 5 exons. NCBI's taxonomy places the organism in Eukaryota, Metazoa, Arthropoda, Insecta, Hymenoptera, Braconidae.
UGUUUAUUUAUUCUUUUUUUUUAGGUAAAAAAUUUUUAUUAAAAAAACCAAAAUAAAUCUAAGUUAUGCCAGUAGUGGAAUGUCUGAUGAAUCCAGCAAACAAAUCGGCAAGAUAACGUUUAGCUUUUGCUUUGGCCCACUACACCCCGUGAAGAUGAAAUGAGCAAGCCAGAGAGACCCAGCGAUAUUAUACACAUUAUAAUUGUAUAUACAGAUGAGAUGGAAGACACGGAAAUUGUAACUGGGUAUGUAGGAGUAUGUAGACAAGAGAUGAAGAGAAGUGAAGAGAAGAUGUUACGCCGGCCAGGCUGAUGGUAUAUAGGUGGGUUUGGUAUGGAUAGGAGGGAAUGAGCGUGUUUUUCUCUCUCAAACGCAGUUAUACUGACUGGCUUUAACGGAGAAGCGUGCCGCCAAAUUCAACACUGUCGUCUUUACUUAUUUUCUUCUAUAUCUUCUAUAUUCUAUAUAAUAUACCUUGUGUGACUGUCUGUCUCCAGUGCCAAAAAAAUAAGUUCAAAGACUACUAAGUACGUGAGAAGAGAACAAAUAAGAGCUUUACGUUGGUGUUUUUAUUCAAUUCCCCCCCCCCCCCCCCUUGGCUUUGGGUCUUAUUACUUUAAGUCCACGUGGGUCGAUCAAGAUCUAUUGCACAAUGUUUCUAUUAGUCUUUCAACUAUUACCGCAAAGCGGAUACCAAAGUUUAAUGGGUUUAUAAUUUAUGCAAGUGUAGCAUCAAGAGGAUUUACUAUUAUCUUAAAAGGUUCUUUACAUUUUUUUUCAUCUUAUUUAUUUUAUGCAGCUUUUAUUCUCUCAGAGAAAUGCAAAAAAAAGUAAAAUCAAGAGACAUAAAGUCAGUACGGCAUAGUACGGAUCAACGAUGGAAUCACCAGGAUAGAAAUCUUUCAAUGUUAGUAAUGCUGGCAUUGCUAUUGCUAUCGCGUAUCGAACAGAGGACGUACCCAUCUAAAAUUAAAUGCCACGGUAAUAUACUUUAGCAGCAUAUAGACGCGCAGAUUUAAAAGCAGUUGUUUGUUUCCGGAAUCAAUUUAACUGGAAAAUUCCUAGCUGUUUGAUUCGGGAGUUAUUUAUUGGUGUUGUUUUAAUCUGGAUGUUAAAAUUAUUAAAGUAGUUGUGAAGGUAAUGCCAGUAAGUAUAAUUUAAACAAAAGUACUGUACUGUACUUGUACUGGUAAACCAGCUGAGGCUGUUGCUGUAUUAUAUAUUAUAUAUUCAUGAAAAGAGUAUAGAGUGGUGUGUGCAGACGCAAGUAAACGCGAAGGCGUUUAUUAAUGAGGCCACCGGAAAAGGCCCGGGUGGUGAGUCACGUGAAAGUAUGGACUUUGCGAUAAGGGGUGAAGCACCAGCAGCAAAACCAGAAACAACACCAGCACUAACGAAUAAUAGCAGUAGUGUCGUUGCGAUAGUAAGAUCAGAUCUCAAGGAGCCACGAAUAGGAACUAGCAAGGAUGAUAACGAGCACGGGGGUUGGAGGUGGCGGCGUCGGCGGUAUCGGGAUGCUAAGAGCUAGAAGACGGGACGUAAGCCUCAAGCCCAAUCGCAAACUCGACCGCAAAUCAUCAAGGGGCAUGAUCUAUGAGAAUGAGGAGCUUAGACUGAGGACUAUUCACAUUAAUGCCGAAGUCGAACAAGGUCAGAAUGACAUCAAGAAACUACGACGUGAAAACGAGCAGCUGAGACGUGAAAUUUGGUGUCUACGAGAAGAAUACGACAAAUUAGAGGAGAUUGUCAAGAGCCAAAAGAAUUUUGUCGACAGUGACGAUAACGAGGAGCACAGCGAGGCGAUAUCUACAUCAGGUACUGAGGAAUACGAAGAAGAAGAGGAAGAAGAAGAGGAAGAAGAAGAGGAAGAAGAAGACAUAGACGAGGACAAAAAUUCCAGUAAAGAAAAAAAAAAAGAACCUUUGAAUUCAAACGAUAAUUUAAUCCGAGACGAACUUUUGGAGAAUGCUGAGAAUCAAAAAUUGUCUUCAGAGAAGACUAAUAGUCUGCAGCACCGUUUGCAUGUGGAUUUUGAUCAAUUAUCCGUGGUGACAGAAGAGGCAGAGGAGUCAACAAAAAAGGAUAAGGAUAAGGUGUAUAGAGAUGUAAAUGAGGUAGAAAUGUUUGAGAAAGCGGCACGUGAAUCAGAAUCAAAUAAGCAUUACAAGGAGGAAAAGGACAGAUACUUAAAUCAACAUGCAUUCAACUGGAUAAUCAAUUCUGAGUGUCCUGUCACCCACUCGUCGACAACGAUAGAGCAACCCUGCACUUCAACACGUAGGAUUGUAGCCAUGAGUAACAAUAAGAGUGGUCCAGCAUCACCUCCAUCAGUUUCACCACUACCUCUACCUCCUCCAGCACUACCACCACUACCACCACCACCAAUAUUACCAUCACCGGGGAUUGGCUGGCAGGGAAAGAUUUUUCAAGGAGACACAAGUAAUAUUCACACCACCACGACAAUGGAUCGACAGACUUGCGCAGAAUCAAUUGGAUCCACGGAAUUGCGGGCGUCGUUUCAAUUGCCUUGGGACAACAAUGUAUCCUCAUCAUCAUCCUCGGUCUAUCCAGACACUCGUUCAUGCAUGGAAUUCAUUACCACAGAGAUCAACAGCCCAACAACGGGAAUAAUUGCGCCAUCUUCAAGCAGCGAGAAUACCAGCUCUACUGUUAUUUAUAAGACUUCUCCUGAUAUUUGCGUAUCAGGAGCUGUUGCUACAACAAGUCAACAAUAUAAGGAGCAGGAGCAUCAAUAUCAGAAGCAACAACGUGACUACGGAAGCUCUGAUCAACUAUUGAUUGGCAAUCCUCGAGAUUCACUCAAUAAAUCGUACUCUUGCCAGGAACUAACUGACAAAACCUGUCCGUUUGAUGUAGCAAUGAAUCUCGGGAUUGCUGCUAAGAGUUUACCCGAUAACUCAAGUACUAUCAGCAGCAGAGGAGCCUUUAAGAGCCAGUUGAAAGUUGAAUUGUGUAAAAUAUCACCGGGAACGGAAUUGCCGCCAAAGAUGUCACCAAUCGAUUGGACGCCAGGACAACCGUUUUAUCGGACUCUAGAGCCACUUGAUAGACGAGAGCAACGUAUAUUACGGCAAAUUCAACUCAAUGAGUAUCAAGCUACCUCUUUUGAAAGUCCAACUCCACGUAGUUUGGCUCUUUCCAGCUCGAUACCCCUUCAAGCUUACCCGAAAAGUUUACGACCCGAGAGAAAACCCAUACCAAUAGUGUCUAGUGUUGUUGUUCCAGUUCGGUCUAACGUUCCGACAAAUCCUAACAAAGUUGAUACACAAACUCAAACCAGAAGUCGUAGUUAUAGCCAAAGCUCCAGUAGUACAAGUCAGAGUCCAAGUUCCGGUGAAAUGGAAGCUCAUAAAGACUUGCAGAAGUUAUCCAAGUCUAAACGUAAGAUUAAAAAAAAGAAAAAAAAUAGGAGAAAAAAUAAUGCUUCUAUUGUGUCGGAAAGCAAUGAAAAACAUUGCUUGGAGGAUAAACGAGAUAAAGAGAGAAGAUCUUCUUCUACUGGUCAAGAUUCACCUAAAAAGUCUAUUAAAAAGGAACAAAGUAAAGCGAGACUCUCGGGAAAAAGUCAAAGUUUUGCGCAAGAACCCGGUGAAUUUAUUCCAAAAGAUCGAACAAUCUCAGCAGUCAGUCCGGAAGCGGAUAAGCUACGGAAGACAAGUGAUGCUAGCGAUAAGGUACCUUGGUGUGCGUGUUGGGGCAACGGGUGUCUUUGAUCGUAUUCAUGUCCGUCAGUUUAUAACCGAGUUGGAGUUUUAUCUUUUUUGGCGACACUAAUUAAAAUAAUUCACAAAAUGCCGAUCGAUAGCCCGGCACGACAAGCGCGCGCUUGUACAAAGCGCUCGUUCUCUUACUCUUAUUUUCUACAUGUACACCUAGCAAACUAUUCCGGCCUACCCAGGGCCUCUCUGACUAGACUGUCGAGACUACUACCGACGACCGGUGUGUGCCAUGUGCAGACCACGACCCCAAACCGAGUGUCGUUGACACGCGUUGACUCGUGCGAUCUUCACCGCGCCGGGUGUUGACUAUUUUCGUGAUAAACACUCCGUUCUUCAAGAACCUUCAACAUUUUCAGUCCAAAGAAGUAUAUAUUAUUAUAUAUAUAGAUAGAUAUAUUUAAUUGA